Molecule: messenger RNA, 1813 nt
Organism: Betta splendens (Siamese fighting fish)
Lineage: Eukaryota; Metazoa; Chordata; Actinopteri; Anabantiformes; Osphronemidae
Gene: mcidas
Product: multiciliate differentiation and DNA synthesis associated cell cycle protein
Exons: 6
Coding region: 369-1526 (385 amino acids)
Biological process (GO): negative regulation of cell cycle; negative regulation of DNA replication
Cellular component (GO): nucleus
Source: RefSeq, a predicted model, not a curated record
UGCAUAAUGCUAAACUUGUGAUAAAAUUAGCCUGCGUUUAUAUCGCAUGCUAUUGGUUGGAACAGCCCGCGGCCGCUCGUGCGCCUGCGGCAGCGCAGCUCUGGGUUUGGCGCGUCUGGCGCACAGAGCACCUGCUGCAGUGGCGCCGCUGCGCGCGCUGCCACUUUACGCAUCAGACCAGAAAACCGUUAGCCUGCACCAGUUUAUUCUCCGAGGACGCCGGUUUCUCCCUGGAGACCAAAUAAGUGCACGUGAUUGGGCCAAAAGUAUGAAACCGCGGCAUGAAGGCGCACAAACCGGGAGAAUGUCGACUAUAUCAGCGCUGAAACAAAUCAUGUCCCUCCAGUUCUGUGAUCAGCGCCAAACUGAUGGAGGCGCACAGGGACCGGAGAGCGUUUGGCGCUGUCUGCCCCAACCAAAUGGGACACCGGGGCGGUAAAGCUGCGGUGAAAAAGGUACGGAUGCUCCUUUACGCUUGCGUCUGCGGCAGAAGGAAAGACCCGCUAAAAAUGCGUUUCUUGCAGAACAAAGUCCUGGUGCCACGCAGCAGCAGUCCGGUCGCCGUGUACGUUGAGUUCCCGUGCAUAGUUGAACAAGCUUUUUCAACAAUCGCGUGGGAUGGUUUGGGAGAGUGCGCGUCCGUGGCGAGAACGGACAGCGACUCGCUGGGAUCUCGGGUGAAUGAGUCAGAUUUAGAAGACCAGGACUUUGGAGACUAUGCCCUUGACUUCAUGGCAGAUUCUCCUGCCACCCUGGAGAGCAGUCUGUCUUCAGCUGAGCUGGUACCAUUUCAGGGGUGCGUCAUCCCUCCGCUCACCCCUCAGCAGGACUUCUCCCUGGAGGAGAGCCUGGUGGACUCAUCCACAGAUGCAGAUAAGCCAUGCGCCCAGGAUGGAGGUCCCUGGGAGGGCAUCGCCCAGAGUCACGGCAGGGCGUUGGGCAACGCUAUGGUGGUGAACGAUCAGCUCCACGAAACGCUUCACAGACGACGAGAGGAAAUGGAUUCACUUCAUGAGAGGAACCUUCAACUCAGGCUGCUGGCCAACCGGGCAAAGCACCUGGCCUCAGUGCUUGAAAAACUGAUGACGGUCAAAGAGGCUCAUGUGGGUGAAACAGCGGCGGCGCGUGGCGACAACCCCUCCCUCAGCCCCUGUAAGAGGCAGCGACUGGGUGAAGGCCAUGACGCGCCCGCUUCAGACUCGGUGGAGGACGUGCUGCGAGACGUGAGCACGCGCUGCAACGCCGUGCUGCACGGCUCCGCCGGCGGAACCGCCAGCGGAACCGCCAGAGGAGGAGGCGCGGAGGAGUCGGAGACCGUGCGCGUGUUCGGCGCAUUCCCAGGCCUGCAGCCUCUCAUCACCUCAAGCACCGGCGGAGCACAGACUGAAGACAGCACGUCCUCCUUCAAAACCUCAGUCAAAGAACACUGCACCAUCAGGACCCAGGUGUUUCCUCACGGACGCGCCUUCACCUCGAGGACCCAGCAGGGAGGAUAUCGCUUUCGCUGGGUUCCCAACCACUGCUGAAUCCAAUAUCAAACCCAGAUACCAGCUUCUUAUUGAAUCAGUGAUUGAAGUGAAGGUGUGAAGUCUGUUCAUGAGUGGAGGAGCAUGGACAGCAGCUGUUAAUGCUGUAAUUUAUAUUGUUAUCUGUAAAUUAAACUUAUGUAAGCUAAUUAUUCAGAGAUGGUGCUUCACAAAGGAAAUCCUGCCCCAGCCUUUGUUUGUUCACACUGUGUUUCUGUUUACUUGUCAUAUUUAUUCUUACGCGCCAGUAACAAUUUUAUCAUGAAAAAUAAAAUCUACCUUUACAA